AUGCAGAGCAACAGCAGCACCUCCGGACCCUUGACCGCUCUCAGUGUGUGCGGAGGAGAGGAGGAUGAACGCGAAAUCUCCAAACUGGUCAACCCCACAGGAGCAGCCUCCAACCUGGCCUCUUUUAACCUUUCACUGAACUGCUGGCUUCACAUCCUCUCUAAGGAGUCCUCUAUGGACCUGCAUGGAGACAGUGCAAACCUGGCAGUGCGAGUUCUCAUUGCUCUGGUCUACCUGGUGGUAUGUGUUCUGGGGCUUGUGGGUAAUCUCCUGGCACUCUUCCUGCUUCAUUCCCGCCGACGUGGCCACCACCACUCCGCCAUUGACUGCUUUGUGAUGAGCCUGGCACUGACGGACCUCCAGUUUGUCCUCACCUUGCCCUUCUGGGCUGUGGACACAGUGCUGGACUUCCGCUGGCCUUUCGGCUGGGUCAUGUGUAAAAUCGUGAGCUUGGUAACCACACUGAACAUGUACGCCAGCGUCUUCUUCCUCACUGCCAUGAGCGUGACCCGCUACCGUUCCCUGGUCACCUCUCUGAAGCCAGGCAGCCCUAGGAUUGCUACUACUCGUGCCAAAUGGGCCAGUUUAGCCAUUUGGGUGGUGUCACUGGUGGCUACUUUGCCUCAUGCUUUCUACUCCACCACAGUCCAGGUGUCUGCAGAUGACGAGCUGUGCCUUGUGCGGUUCUCUGACUCCGAUUCGGGCCAGUGGGAUCCACAAGUCCUGCUGGGACUCUAUCAGACACAGAAAGUCCUCCUGGGAUUUGUGGUGCCUUUGAUUAUCAUCACUGUGUGCUACCUCCUCCUCCUGAGGUUCAUCCUGAGCCGGCGUGUCGUAAGCAGCACGGUCAGCAGUGGUGUCACAGAGAGGUCAGAGUGUGAGAGGGGCCGCCACCGCCGCCGCUCCAAAGUCACCCGCUCUGUCACCAUCGUAGUCCUGUCCUUUUUCAUCUGCUGGCUACCCAACCAGGCUCUGACCCUGUGGGGGAUUUUGAUCAAAUUUGACUUGGUGCCCUUCAGUAAAGCCUUCUACAAUGCCCAGGCAUACGCCUUCCCCCUGACUGUGUGUCUAGCUCAUACAAACAGCUGUCUCAACCCGGUGCUUUACUGCCUGAUCCGCCAGGAAUACAGAGCAGGACUGAAGGAGCUUCUGGUCCGUGUGUCUCACUCCAUCCAAAACGUUCUCACGCUUGCUCUGAGGGGGAGGAGAGUAGAGGAGGCACCACACAGCUUGGUCAUGAUACACAAAGACAUCAACAUGUAA
Messenger RNA from Scomber japonicus (chub mackerel), 1263 nucleotides. RefSeq names its product relaxin-3 receptor 1-like. The transcript has 3 exons. Gene Ontology annotation, cellular component: membrane. The record is from RefSeq and is a predicted model, not a curated record. Bases 1 to 1263 code for a protein of 420 amino acids. Gene Ontology annotation, biological process: immune response; G protein-coupled receptor signaling pathway. Lineage: Eukaryota; Metazoa; Chordata; Actinopteri; Scombriformes; Scombridae. Gene Ontology annotation, molecular function: G protein-coupled receptor activity.